Sugiyamaella lignohabitans is the source of this 783-nucleotide messenger RNA. RefSeq lists its product as uncharacterized. The record is from RefSeq and is a predicted model, not a curated record. NCBI's taxonomy places the organism in Eukaryota, Fungi, Ascomycota, Dipodascomycetes, Dipodascales, Trichomonascaceae. Bases 1 to 783 code for a protein of 260 amino acids. The transcript has a single exon.
AUGUCGUCUCCUUCUUCUUCUUCUUCUAACACAGUCUACUUCGUUUCUGGCGGAAACAGAGGAAUUGGUCUUGCUUUAGUCAAGAAUCUGUCUUCUAUCGCCGACUCGGUUGUUAUUACUACAGCUCGUGCUCCUGCUACAGCCUCUGAUCUCCAGGACUGGCAAAAAGUCCACUCCAAUGUCCAUGUUCUCAAAUAUGACGCUGCUGUUCAUAGCGAUGCCACUAACCUGGCAAGUCAAAUUGAGAAACUCGUUGGCGGAAUUGAUGUGUUUGUGGCUAAUUCGGGUAUUUCUGAAGAGCCCAUGACCGUGCUUGACACUCCUGUCGAGUCAUGGGCUCGAUUGUACGCCAUCAACACACUUGGUCCCAUUGUUCUUUUCAAGGCUCUGUAUCCACUUCUCGUCAAACGAGACACUCGUAAGGUUGUUUUCAUCAGCAGCGGACUCGGAUCUCAAAAGAACAUGUCGGAUGCAUUUGGCACCUCUUCCUACGGCCAGUCGAAAUCUGCACUCAACUUCACUGCCAAGGAAUUGAGUCUUGAGCUUGCUAAACAGAACUUCAUUGUCGUCCCUGUGCACCCUGGUCUCGUUAAUACCGACAUGGGCAGCGGAUAUGUCGAUAACUUGGGAAAGAAUUCUGGCGAGUUUGCCGACGUGCUCCGCUCCAACGUCAUGAUCUCCACCGACCAGAGCGCCGCUGGCAUCGCCAACGUUAUCACCACUCUCUCUACACAAGACAACGGCAUCUUCCUCUCCUACGACCGGUCUUCCCUCGAGUGGUAA